Molecule: messenger RNA, 1612 nt
Organism: Petromyzon marinus (sea lamprey)
Lineage: Eukaryota; Metazoa; Chordata; Hyperoartia; Petromyzontiformes; Petromyzontidae
Source: RefSeq, a predicted model, not a curated record
AUGCACGCGGAAGAGCCGCCAUAUAUUUGCAUCGAGACCCUGACACUCACACAGAUGGAUACACGCGAGGCACUGCCGUGGGCUCCCUACGCCAACAUCUGCCACACGGAGGUGAUCCGACGAGCGAGACGUGUUCGAGACGUUGUUGUUCGUCCGCCCGUCCGCCCCCCCCGGCAGAGAAAGCGGAGGGCCAGGAGCGACCCCGCGGUAGCGGCGGGACGCGUCGGGACCCCCCCCCCCCAACCGCGAAGCGGACGGCGGUCGCCGGUGGUGGCAGCGAGCCGGAGGACCACGCGGACGUGGAGACGGGGAGCGACGGCGAGCCGGAGCCGCGGGACGCGACGGGCGGCGUCCGGCGCACCCGAUGGGGCCGCGGGGUCGGGGACCCCCCCCCUGAGCCGGCGGGGAUCCCGGCUCGGGGUGGGGUCGGCUGAGGCGGCGGUCCACAAGCCCCGUGAGUGCGGGCGAGAGUUUCACCUGGACGAGGAGCGAACGGAAGGGAGGGAGGACACGAUCUCGUGGGCGUCGACGCCGACGUCCUUCGACUCCGAAGACGACGCGGACGACGGCAAAGCCCCGGGAGAGGUGGACUACGAUCCGAGCUCUAUCCUUCGUUUCCUACGCGCCAACUUUGGGAAGCGCGGGGUAGACGCCGAGGCCACCUUCCCCGACGCGCCGGGUCUUCUGGCAGUCGUGCGGAAGAUCUGCCGUGGCCGUGACGACUACGGCUGUACUGAGCAGGAGUGUUACAGGCUGAAAGCUCUCGCGCUGAAGUUGAAGAAGAAGAAGUAUCCCGGGAUUUUACGCCUCCCCCCGGGGGCCGCCGCUCCGACUGACACCUAGAGCCGCGGCCCUGGUGGUCGGGGCAGGCAGGUCUCGGGGGGCCUACGUGUGGGUACGCAGGUAUAGGGAUGGACUCACCUGUGUGCUGCUGCUGCUGGUGGUGGACUCGCGUCUCCGCAGCGCCGGUUUCGCGCUUUGGACUCGUACACUUCUGAAGGGGCCAAGCUACAUUAAGGACAGAGAUGACCUUCUUGUAGCUAGCCAGGAUGACGUGGACCUGUUGGGUUUGUUUUCGCGUGGUUGACGCGGCAUGCGACGCGUUGUUGUUGUGAUCUUGGUGGCGCUGACCGUGCGUGGACCGGCCUGUUUCUGCUCCCGCUCCAUCUUGCGAGUGGGUCACGCGCGCGAUGUUCGAGCGCGGAACCCCGGAGCGGGUUUGUGUGUUCAGGUGUGCACACUCGCCCGAGCUGGCAGGGGACCCCCCCCCCCCCCCCCCCCGUGCAGCGCGUGUGUCGUGUUGUGGCGCUGGGGCUCUGUCCCCAUGGUCCUCGUUGUGAAGCAGGUUCUAGAGCGGUGCGUGCGCGCACCUCGGGCUGGGUUUUUUUCCUUCCGUUUAUCAGUUUCGUUUGCCGUGCGGUUUGCAAUGAUGGGUACGCCCGUGUCGACGGGGCCUUGGUGGUGAUCGGUGGCGGUGGGCUUGCGCGCGAUGACGCGCACGGACCUUGUUUAUUGGAUUUUGUUUAUUGGUGACUCUCGCUGUGUGAACACCGAAACCGCCCAGAGCAUUUGCUGCUGGGUAAUAAAGGAUUUCAAAAGUCAAAGUCUCUCA